AUGCUGCGAGCGGCCCAGCAGCUUGGCAGGGCCUGCAGCACCAGCGCAGCGGCGCUAGAGGGGCCAAGAGCGCUGCGGGGAGCCACCCAGCUCUCGACCCUUAGCGGCUGGCGCGCUUUCAGCAGCGGCGAUGCGCCUAGCGAUGCAUCCGGCCCAUCGGCGGCAGAUUCCCCCUCGGAAGCCGCCCCCUCAGGCGGCAGCAGCAGCACCUCCAGGCCCUCGCGUCUGCAGACCAAGGAGUGGCGCUCCUGGAUAGACACAAAGCUUGACAGCACGCUUGGAGGCGGCUCCCCGGAAGAGCCAGCCGCAGCAGCAGCAGCCAGCCCAGCCGCGCCACCGGCAGACGUGGAGCAGCGGUCGCGGCGCGCGGUCGCCAUUGCAGACGCGCUGCAGGCGGCGGAGGCGCUGCCUGCCGAGGCAGCAGCAGAUGAGGCGGCGCCGCGCGGGCCGGCGCCGCGCGGGCAGCGCAAGGCCAAGGGCUUCGACCUGGAGCAGCAGAUUUAUAACAUCGUGGCGCCGUCGCGCCCGGUGGUGGAGGAUGCAACCCUCCCUGAGGGCGUGUCUAGUUAUGGGCAGCUGGCCAUGGCGGCCGACGCGCCGCGCUUUGAGCGGGGCGCCCACAACAUCGGCGACAUCUCCCCGCAGCGCAUCCACCCCACCCGCCUCUUCUUCCCGGAGCAAAUCUACGCCCCCGCGGAGCUGGAUCCAUACAAGGAGGCGGAGACGGCGCACGACUUUGACCAGAAGCCCCCGCCGGCCAUCAGCCCCUCCGAGGUCAGAGACCUGGCUGACUAUAAGAACGUGCCGCUGCUGGCGACCUUCCUGUCGGGCGCGGGCAAGCUGCCGCUGCGGCAGCGCACGCACCUGCGUGCCAAGCUGCACCGCCACCUGGCCCGCCAGGUCAAGAUAGCCCGCAUCAUGGCCAUCCUGCCCACCACCGAGCAGUGGAAGCCCUCCCAUGGCGCGCCGGUGUCGCAGCAGAAGAGCCGCCACAGCCACCAGCAACGGCGGCACUAG
Molecule: messenger RNA, 1017 nt
Organism: Chlorella variabilis
Lineage: Eukaryota; Viridiplantae; Chlorophyta; Trebouxiophyceae; Chlorellales; Chlorellaceae
Exons: 4
Coding region: 1-1017 (338 amino acids)
Biological process (GO): translation
Cellular component (GO): ribosome; mitochondrial small ribosomal subunit
Molecular function (GO): small ribosomal subunit rRNA binding; structural constituent of ribosome
Source: RefSeq, a predicted model, not a curated record